AUGGAAAAGGAACAGUCAGGAGAGCGGGGCGAUAAUGUCGAGAAGUUUACAGCGUGGCAGCUGAACAAAGAUAACGUCAGACGAACCACCGGAGGUCAAAUUGUCAUGCGUCAUCUCGCGUGCCGUGUGGGCUUUAAAUAUAACGAGACCACCACGAGGGCGCUCACGCUCUUACAAACAAGAACAUUGUCAGAGGAGCAUGGUACUUUGACGCUCUUUCAAAUCGAUUUUCUUUUAAUGUUAGAUCCUCUAAAGGAUGUUGACGAAGAAAUUAGCUGCUUAGUCUGGGUAUUAUAUCGUGUUUCACAAGCCUCCAUGCAUUGA
Plasmopara halstedii is the source of this 324-nucleotide messenger RNA. RefSeq lists its product as uncharacterized. The coding region runs from base 1 to 324 and encodes 107 amino acids. The transcript is spliced from 4 exons. NCBI's taxonomy places the organism in Eukaryota, Oomycota, Peronosporomycetes, Peronosporales, Peronosporaceae. The record is from RefSeq and is a predicted model, not a curated record.